Messenger RNA from Lampris incognitus (smalleye Pacific opah), 2036 nucleotides. RefSeq names its product polymerase (DNA-directed), delta 3, accessory subunit (gene pold3). Gene Ontology annotation, molecular function: DNA-directed DNA polymerase activity. Bases 58 to 1395 code for a protein of 445 amino acids. The record is from RefSeq and is a predicted model, not a curated record. NCBI's taxonomy places the organism in Eukaryota, Metazoa, Chordata, Actinopteri, Lampriformes, Lampridae. Gene Ontology annotation, biological process: nucleotide-excision repair, DNA gap filling; DNA replication; DNA strand elongation involved in DNA replication. Gene Ontology annotation, cellular component: nucleus; delta DNA polymerase complex. The transcript is spliced from 12 exons.
ACCGUCGGUGGGUUCCCGCGCAGUCAAAUCGUAUCCACUACAAGACCGAACUACGCGAUGGAUGACCUUUAUUUAGAUAACAUUGACGAAUUCAUCAACGACCACAAUAAGAUAGUGACGUAUAAAUGGCUAAGUCUCACUCUCGGGGUCCAUGUCAACAUAGCAAAACAAAUGCUCUUCCAUUACCUGGAUCACAAGCGGAAAGAAAGUUCAGCUCAGCUUCAUGCCACAUAUCUCGUGUCUGGAAAAUUUAUUGAGAAUGGCCAAACGACUCAUAGGGUGUCAGUUGUCAGAGAAGAGCAGUUGGAAGAUGUAAAGUCCAAAAUGAACUUAACCGUCAGUGUUCAUGUGUACAGCGUGCAGAAAGCUGUACUGAAAGACAGUGGUCCUCUCUACAGCGUUGAUUAUGAUGCUGUGAAAGACAAUCUGAAGAACUGCAGCAGAUACAGUGCCAUACAAUGUGCAAGUGCAGUGCCCAUGUCCUCGGCAGAGGUGGAGCAGGCGAGGGAAAAGAUGCAGACUCCUGUACCAGAGCCUCAAAUUGUCAAAUCUGGCACAAACGGUCAUGCCAGUCUGGCCUCCAAACCCUCCACCAAGCAGCCUAAAGGCAUCAUGGGAAUGUUUGCAAAUAAAACUACCACCAAGAACCAGGAUGGUGGUAAAGAGAUAAAGCUUGAGUCAAAAAAGGAUGUACCUGUGGUUGAGACACCCAAGAGCAAACCAGCAGGGAAGACCAAUCCUAUGAUCAACUUCUUUGGAAAUCAAGCAGCAAAGAAACCUGAAAAAACUGUGAAGAAGGAAGAAGUAACCCAGUCAUCCCCCUCUGUGGAGCAAAGACCUCCAAGGUCACCGGUGGGAGAAGUACAGGAGCCUGUGACAGAGGAUCGACAGGAGGGGAAAAAAGACACACGAAGCAAAACCAAGCGAACAGACGAUUUUGACAGUGAGGAGGAAAAAGUGGGGAAGAAAAAGAGACGCAGGAUUAGGAAGCCUCAGCCAGACAGCAGUGAUGAUGAGGUCAUUCCAGAUUCCCCGCUACAACAGAAACCGAGAGAGCCAUCACCAAGUCCUGAGAGAGAAGGGAAGAAGGAAUCUCUCCCUCAUCCUAAUCAGGAGAAUUCUCAAGGCAAGAUUAGGAAGAGGAGGCGUGUCCUGAAAUCUCACACCUUUUUGGAUGACGAAGGAUGUAUAGUGACAGAAAAACGCUAUGAAAGUGAAUCAUACUCUGAGUCGGAUGAUAAUGAUUUCCAGUCCAAACAAGCUCCGAAGGCCACUAUUCUGGCAAAGCCACUAGCAAGCAAGAAAGAGGAGAAGAAAAGCCAAAAGAAACCGGCAACAAACGCAAAUAAAGGAACCAAACAAGCUUCAAUUAUGGGAUUUUUCCAAAAGAAAUAACUGAAGACUGUUAUAGACACCUCGACUGGCAAAGAGGAAGAACAACAUGUGUUAUGUUGCAGAUUUACUGUACUGAUCUUCUGGACAGAAUACCACUGAGCUGAAUACACACAUUACCUGAACAAGUACAGUCAACACAUUGAGAUUAUUGUACUGCUGAGAAAAAGCUGUGCUGUUUUCCAACACAGCAGUGUUUUGUUAACAAAAACAAGCAUUUGCUAGUUUUUAAUACAUUAUUUGCAGCACAUGCUGUAUUGGAAGGUGUCCUUAAUAUCUGGUCUUAAGUGUGGUGAAUGGUACAUCCUUAUGUGUGUUCAGUGCCAAGUAUUUGGUAACGUGAGAAUUCUCAAGUUCUCUCCAGAAAGAAACUUUCAAGGGUUUCAGUCCAUCACUGCUUUUCUGUUAAAAGCUGCUUUGUAAAUGGCAUGUUAACUAGUCUUGUGUUUUAAGUUGGAUCCCUGGGCAAACAAGGUGUUUUUAUCAAAUGCGUUUACCAUCAGUUUAAAUUCAUUAAAAUAUUUUGUAUGAUCCCUUAUGUGUUUCUUUGUUAAAUGUCAAAUUUAUGCUGGACAAUCAUCAAUUUUUUUUUUCAUUGACAAUAUUUCAAGACAUUUUAUUCAAUGUACCCUGGAGUGAAAAUA